AAGGGGGCGGUGAACAACUCCCACUAGCUCACCAACAAGUGAAACGAAUGUGGAAAAAUGGGUUGUCAAUACUUGUAAAAUUAAUCCAUCUUCUUUGUUUCUAAUCCUUUUUUUUUUGUUUUAGUUUUAGUUUUAAACCCUUUAUUCUGUUUGAGCCACCAUUUAUUAUUAUUCCUCCUAAAUCUCUGACCUUUAUCAACUCUUUAUGAUCAAGUAAAAUAUACCUACUUUUGGAUACCUUUGACAUUUUAGAGCUAGUAGGAAGAAGACUCUUGUCACUCUUUUACUCUUCUUUUCAGUGGAAAAAGCUCUCUUCACCUUCCCCUCAAUUGCACAAAGCUAUAUUGGGGGAUGUGGGAAUAACAGAUAUUUGGAGCAAAAGUAAGUGAGCAUAUGCUAGUUAUACUUUCAACUCCUGGUCAAAAGGGCUGCCUUUUCUUGGCCAUUUAUUUGAGAGUCUGGCCUGAGUUUCUGCAAACGCAAGGAGACAAGUUGGGUUUUUUUAAUUUUUAUUUCAAGCUGAGGUUUUUUAGGCCUGUUUUGGGUCUUUAGAACCUGUGGGUCUGUUUCCAUCUUCCAAAAAUUUGAUCUUUGAUAGCUACUUGUUUGAAGUAUGCACUGAUAUGGAUUUUGAAGGGUUUAGCACCAGUAAAUUACCUGGAAAUAGAGUGACAUCUUCUAAACACACGCGUUCCAAGAGCUUCCCAGUUAAACCAGAACUCGAGGGGAAUAUCGUGGAUCAUUCUGUAGAGGCCUCUAAUCGAUUGAAGUUGGAUACGAUUCACGGGAAUGACUGUAAUGUGAGAGAGAAGAAACAAUCAUCCUCGGCUGAAAUUCAAAGUUCUCUGAGGCAAGAGAUAAUGCAGCUGGAGAAAAGAUUACAUGAUCAAGUUGCAGUUCGAUGUGCCCUUGAGAAAGCAUUAGGUUAUAAAUCUUCUUCUCAAGACGUCAGUGAAGUGACCUCAAUGCCUAAGCCAGCCACAGAGCUGAUUAGAGAUAUUGCAGUACUUGAAUUGGAAGUUGGGCAUUUGGAACAGUAUCUUCUCUCGCUAUACAGGAAAGCAUUUGAUCAACAAAUCUCAUCCUUGUCUCCUCCCACAAAAGAUGAUAAACUAAAAUCUCCUAUAAGUACCCCAAGAAGGCGUCUUGAUUUCUCCAAUUCUGAUGUGAUGUUGAAAAGGGAAAAAUCUACUUCUCGAGUUGAUAGUCAAUCAGAAUUAUAUCCACGGAAAGAAACCAAUAGUGUGGCGGAAGACAAAAUUAACGAAUCUGGUGUUCAUCGAAGCCAUUCGUCACUAUCUCAGCGUUCAGCUCUGUCAAGCAGAGCUUCCCCACCGGAAGAGACACUGGGCAAAACAUUGCGUGCUUGUCAUUCUCAACCAUUAUCAAUGAUGGAGUAUGCGCAAAAUGCUUCUUCAAAUGUAAUCAGUUUGGCAGAGCAUCUGGGCACCCGUAUCUCUGAUCACGUUCCAGAGACACCAAACAAGCUGUCUGAGGAUAUGAUAAAGUGCAUGUGCACCAUAUAUUCCAAGCUUGCUGAUCCUCCACUGACAAAUCCCGGUCUUUCAUCGCCAACCUCGUCCUUGUCUUCCAUAAGUGCAUUUUCUCCAAAAGACAUAUGGAGUCCAGGAUUUAGGAAUGAUUCAUCUUUUGAUGUUCGGCUGGACAAUCCUUUUCAUGUAGAAGGGUUGAAGGAGUUCAGUGGACCUUACAGCACAAUGGUUGAAGUACAGUGUGUAUAUAGAGAUACUCAGAAAUUGGGUGAUAUUGAACCGAUGUUACAGAACUUCAGGUCACUUAUUUCUCGUCUAGAACAAAUAGAUCCACGAAAGUUGACUCACGAAGAGAAGAUAGCAUUCUGGCUUAACAUACAUAAUGCAUUGGUGAUGCAUGCAUUUUUAGCUUACGGUAUCCCCCAAAACAAUGUCAAGAGAAUAUUUCUACUCUUGAAGGCUGCGUAUAAUGUUGGAGGUCAUGUAGUAAGUGCAGAUAUGAUACAGAACUCAAUCCUGGGAUGUCGAAUGUCCAGACCAGGACAGUGGCUUCGCUUGUUACUUUCUUCUAAAGGAAAAUUCAAGACGGGGGAUGAAAGACAAACAUAUGCUAUUGAACAUCCAGAACCCCUUCUGCAUUUUGCACUCACAUCAGGCAAUCAUUCAGAUCCCACGGUUCGAGUCUAUACACCCAAAAGAGUAUUUGAGGAGCUCGAAGUAGCAAAAGAAGAUUAUAUCAGGGCUACCUUUGGUGUGAAGAAAGAUCAGAAAAUAGUCUUGCCAAAAGUGGUGGAGUCCUUUGCUAAGGAUUCUGGUCUAUGCCCUGCUGGUGUGUUGGAGAUGGUCCAGCAAUCUUUACCGGAAUCUCUUAGAAAGAGCAUUAAGAAGAUCCCACAGGGAAAGGGCCGCAAGAACAUUGAAUGGGUUCCACACAAUUUUGCUUUCCGGUAUCUAAUAAUGAAGGACCUGGUGAAAUGACUGCUGUGAUGGUAUGUUUAAGCUUUUAUUGAAGGAUCUGUUUCUUUCUUUCUUUCUUUCUUUUCUCUUUGAAAGGGGUCUCAAUUCUUUUUCCCAUCCCUUCUGUAUAAAUGAAUGGUAGUUUUCGGUUAGAAUGGAGGAUGAUCAAAGUUCCUGUAAUUUUGUCUCUGUGGAAGUACCCUCAUUCUUUGGCUAUUUCUACUAGAACAAAGCCUAGUUGUGUGCAAGAACAAGCAAAUUCAGUGUUUCA
Messenger RNA from Solanum dulcamara, 2721 nucleotides. RefSeq lists its product as uncharacterized. The record is from RefSeq and is a predicted model, not a curated record. The coding region runs from base 624 to 2471 and encodes 615 amino acids. NCBI's taxonomy places the organism in Eukaryota, Viridiplantae, Streptophyta, Magnoliopsida, Solanales, Solanaceae. The transcript has 12 exons.